Messenger RNA from Echinococcus granulosus, 1002 nucleotides. Its product is annotated as Target of rapamycin complex subunit lst8. Gene Ontology annotation, molecular function: protein binding. Gene Ontology annotation, biological process: regulation of actin cytoskeleton organization; TOR signaling. Gene Ontology annotation, cellular component: TORC1 complex; TORC2 complex. The record is from RefSeq and is a predicted model, not a curated record. Lineage: Eukaryota; Metazoa; Platyhelminthes; Cestoda; Cyclophyllidea; Taeniidae. The transcript has 4 exons. The coding region runs from base 1 to 1002 and encodes 333 amino acids.
AUGAAAGACGAUGUGGGUGAUCAGUCUAUAUCCUUUGCUACGGGUGGGUUCGAUCAUAUCAUACGCAUGUGGCAACCAAGUACGGGAAGAUAUAUACAGGGCUUUGAUCAUAAUGAUUCUCAGGUGAAUUCAUUGGCUUUCACGUUUGAUGGUCAUUACUUGGCAGCAGCCGGGUUUAGAAAAAUUCGAAUUUAUGACGUGUUCGGUGGUGCGACUCCGUUGACAGUCGUUACGGAAUUUUCGAAAAAUGUAAAUGCCAUUGGUCACGAUGCGAGAGGAAGGUGGACCUACGCAGGAGGCGAGGACAAAGUUGCGAAAAUAUUUGAUUGGCGAAGUUCCAGUCACAGUGCGCAGUCUGCCUCGGGGACGUGCUACAGUUCAUCAAGCAUAAACUCAAUGGUUCUUCAUCCAAAUCAGAUGGAAGUACUCUUCGGUAAUGACAAGGGUGAGAUCUACGCUUGGGAUUUACGAAACGGGCAAGUUAGUGUUAUAUGUCCCGAUCCGCGCGCUGGCCCAAUCCACUCAAUUUCGAUCAGUGCUGAGGGCACAUCUUUGGCUGCAGUGAACGCCUCUGGCUCCAUUAUUACUUGGUCGCUUGCUGGCAACACGGCCUUUAAACCCACUGAAAAGCACAAUUCCAAGAUACAUAGCUCCUAUGCGCUGAAGUGUGAGUUCUCGCCGGAUAGUACACUACUUGCUACCUGCGGUGCCGACGGCAAGGUGAAUCUAGUGCGGACGGCCGACUGUAGCGUGACAAGUGUGCUGCAACCCAAUGAGGAUCGCUACUGGGCUUGGGACUGUGCCUUCUCCGCGGACUCGCGCUAUCUUAUCUCUGCGCACUCUGACGGCAUCGCGCGGCUCUGGAACCUCGAGGACUCUCAGCAGCGAGGGCAGUCCCUCGGAGGCACUACCACAGAGCCACGGCUGGAAUACAAGGGUCAUCAACGUGCCAUCACAUGCAUUGCCUUCCGCGAUCAAUCCCUAGCCGGGUCUACCGCCUAG